Molecule: messenger RNA, 8960 nt
Organism: Mobula hypostoma (lesser devil ray)
Lineage: Eukaryota; Metazoa; Chordata; Chondrichthyes; Myliobatiformes; Myliobatidae
Gene: ttpal
Product: tocopherol (alpha) transfer protein-like
Exons: 5
Coding region: 102-1427 (441 amino acids)
Cellular component (GO): membrane
Molecular function (GO): phosphatidylinositol bisphosphate binding
Source: RefSeq, a predicted model, not a curated record
AUUUUAUGUUAAAAUGAACAAUUUUUCUGUUUUUAAAUAGGCUGGCAAACUGCUCUGCUCUUUUCAGUGAAAUCUCAGCCUUCAUUUCAAAAAGACAGUAAAUGACGGCCUGGCUGGAUGUUUGUGCUUUACGUCCUCAUGCUUCAUUAUUAGGUUUGACGCCCAGUCACUCGCACGGUUGUUGCGCAGCCCCUACCAAGUCUGUCUGUGCUGCUCUGAAUGAGCUGUUGGUGGCGCCGGUGUCCACAGAGUUGCGACUGAAGGUGAAGCAGUGCAGCGUAGCUCCUCUCUCCCGGCUGUCAGUCUUCCUCUCCCCGCUGUUUGUGGAGUUCUGUCACCCUCACCCCGGCCCCGCGACCGGCCAGCAUUUUAUAAUGGAGGCAGACUCUAGUAAGUUAGCAAAAGCAGAAGAGAAUGCCUCCUGCAACGGGGAUGCCACUACAUUGCCAACAGACCUUGAAUUACAAGCCUCCCCCAAACCACAGGCAUAUGUAUGCACAUUGAGUCCACAGUUGAUUGCUAAAGCACAAGAAGAGCUUCAAGAGAAACCUGAAUGGAGACUUCGUGAUGCACAAGCCCUGAGAGAUAUGAUUUUGAAGGAAGCUCCAAACCUAAAUACCCGUUUGGAUGAUGCCUUCUUGCUACGAUUUCUCAGAGCACGCAAGUUUGAUUAUGACAGGGCAUUGAAGCUUUUAUUGAAUUAUCAUGCAAACCAAAGAACAUGGCCUGAAGUGUUUGCCAACUUGAGGCCAUCUGCAAUAAAGCAUGUGUUGGAUUCUGGAUUUCUUACUGUUCUGCCUUAUCCUGAUCCACUUGGACGGCGUAUUUUGGUAAUUCGACCAGGAAGGUGGAAAAUUUCUGAUUAUCCCAUCACAGAAAACAUUCGUGCCAUUUAUAUAACGUUGGAGAAGCUUGUUCAGGCAGAAGAGAAUCAAGUGAAUGGAAUUGUCAUUCUUGCUGACUACAGUGGAGUUACAUUGUCUCAGGCUGCUCAACUUGGUCCAUUCAUGGCCAAAAAGGUCAUUGGAAUUCUUCAGGAUGGAUUUCCAAUGAGAAUAAAAACUGUCAAUAUCAUCAAUGAGCCCAUUAUCUUUAAGGGUAUUUUUGCCAUCAUAAAGCCUUUUCUGAAGGAGAAAAUGACUGAAAGGUUUGUUCUUCAUGGUUCAGAUCUGAGCUCUCUUCACAAGGAUAUUCCACCGAACAUCCUUCCUCAAGAGUAUGGAGGUACAAUGGGAAAACUCAACACAACUGCCUGGACUGAGUCAUUGCUGGCAUUUGAGGAAGAAUUUGUUGCAGAAUUUGGUCAGGCACAGUCACCAACGGAUAAUUCACAUGCUCAGUUUGCAGAUGGGCCAAAUGAGCAGUCAGGUCAACAGUGUGAUGAUUCCUUUAGAGGAGUGAGGUCACAGUUGUAUUACUGUUAUUAAUAAGACUCAUUGUUUGACACCUUCCCUAAAAGAUUGUCAUUAUAUUUGGUGGUGGAGUGUUUAUACAAGAUUAAUUGUGUGAUCACUUAAAAUAUGUAAAUAUUUUGGGCUUUGGAGAGACUAUCAUUUAGGUUUCUCACCUACAUUACUGUUACAGAAACUCAGCACGUUAAAUUGGUGCUGAUAGACAAUAAUAAGAUAAUUAUAAAGAACCCAAUCCUUCGCAGUUUCUAAAAUGUUUUUGACAAUUUUUAUUAAUAACUCUAUAGAAAGCCUUAGCUGCUAUAAUGUCAGAAUUUCAUAAAUUUCAGCAGUCCUUGUCCAUCUUUUACCUUUGAUAAUGAAAAACCAAAAUUCACUACCUGGGAGGCAGUUCUUUGACCAGGGUGCCUUCCCAGAUCUGAUUCUGUAUCAUCAUCAGACACCGAACACCAAGUACAUGCUCUCCAUAGGGAUUUUUUGAGGGUUAGUAGCUAGAUAACUCAGCUGUAGAAAGUCUAAGGACUGAUUUUUUUAAAUCAAAUCAUAAGUUAAACAAUUCUACAAAUUAAUACAAUGCUCAGAUGGUUCCAUCAUUGAGUUUCAUCAACAACCAGGAACAGGUAAGUGUUGCAAGAAAGUGAAUAGAGUCAAAGAAAUUAUUAAUAUCCAUAGCAUUCAUUCAGUAACUAUAAAUGAUUCUAAAGUUUUGCUCUGGACAGUGCUAUUAUAGAAAGUACUGUAUUUAUUAAUAGGCAUUCACUUGAAGAAUACAUUGAAUAUAUAAAGUUUAACAGAAGAAAAGUUGCUAUAUUCAAUCUGUAAUAAAGCAAGAAAUUAUUUCCAAAGGCACUAUUUUCUAUUAGCAAAAUGCAAUGAAUGAAUGAAAUCCAUUUCCUUGUCUUACCACACUUACACCCCAUUUCAAGAAAAGGAAAAAAACCUCAGUAGUAUUCAAUCUUCUUUCAUUUGCAUUACUGUCAGUUGCACACCAGAUAGAUGAAUAAAAUAUACUAGCUUGUGGAUUUCUCAAAAAUUGAUUAAGUAUUACUAAAUAUAAAAUGUAAAAUUUGCAAUAUUUCUUCCAUUUUGACCUGGCUGCACUGUAUAGAUGGUUCAGGCAGGCCUGGAGUGUGACAUUGUCAACGAUAAUAAUGUAUAUAGUAUCAGCAGUAUAAUUACAAAAACUUCAGAUUGAUUUGGCAUUAUUUUUAAAUUCUAUAUUUUAUAAUUUAUCAUAUAGUAAUUUACCAAAAGAAUUCAUUUAUCCCAGAGUUUUCAGAAGUAUAAUUAACUUUAUUUUACCCUAAAAAAGUACCUAAUGUUACAGAUUAUGUAAGAAGCAACAAUGCAGUGCUCUUGUCAUUGCAUUUGUACUGUAGGCACUAAAGUACAAAGUAUAAACCGGAUCAAACUGUUACAUUUAUGAACCUAAAUAGCCUACAUAGCAAAACCUGCUGAAGGAAAACGAAUAGAAUCAAAGAUCGACAUCUGUAAUCCCUUUGCUGCUCAUCGAAUGCAUACAAGUUAUAGAAAGGUGCAAAAUUAUCAUCAUUUCUCCUAAUAUUGUCAAAUCCAGACAUGUAUUGAAAAAGGGCAGAAGUAUUCAAUACUGACUGGGUCUCAGCUAAUCCUGGUUCAUUUAUUUUUUUAUAUUUUAUGUGUUAAAUUGUAAAACCCAAUGAUUGGAGAGUUUCAACUCUCAACAUUUUAAGUUUCUUAAUUGCUGAAAGUCAUUACUCAAUGUGUUGUACUCAAAGAGCUGUUGUAUUUAUCAACGUAGAAAUGAUUUAUGUGUACAAAAUUGAAAAUUAUUUUAACAAUUAUUUUUACAAUGUAAUUAGACUUAAUAGUAACAACUGACAUUUUUGGUGUACUUCUUAUGGCUCAGCAUUAGAUGGUACAGUAUGCAGAGGAUCAGCACUGAGUGUAUCCAUUUUGAAAUAUGAUUAUAGGGAUGGGUGGAACAAGAGUCUUCAGUAAGGCAGUACACCAGUGCUAAUCAGCCUGAAAGUCAUAGCCUACUUCAUUCUACAGGUUCACGAUGUUAGUUCCUUCCUCUAGUGUGAAGAGCUAACUUCUAUUACUGAUUGUCAGUUUAAGAAAAUAUCUGGGCCAACGUCAUCGGCACUUGUCAGCAGGUUAGCACCAUAUUGAUAUGAACAUCUGUAGAUGGGAAUGCGGAAAGGUUCAGUAAGUGUAAAACUGACUUAAUGAUUUUGUUUAUUGCUUGAAAUAGGCAGAUGUCUUUUUUUAGUAGUGUAACUUCUGUGAUGGUAUUCUAACUAGUAAACCUCCUCAAAACUCACACUUCCUUUUCUCAAGAGAGAGUACAAUCUGAUGGAUUUACCAUGUGUUUUUGAGGAUCUUGAUUUCCACUCAAGGUUUUAUCCAUGUCAUUUGGAAGAGGAACAACUUGAAAGUUAAAUUAAUAUUCUUAAAUUUGAAUCACUUUUUUGUCUGCUGCUGGCAAGAUUCCUGACUACACUGCCCUGCAUGUUAGUGUUUGCAUUAACUCAGCUGGAGUUUGCAGUGGCUAACGGGAAAUUUGCUGUUUUUUUUUCUGAAUGUUCCAAUAACAAUAUUUGGUUCACAAUUCCUUUAUCAGUUUACCAGUUAAUUUUACCAUAGUCUAAUUUUGAUCAAAGUGAAAUAUGGGACGUUCCUUUGAAAAGGGAAGGCAGCCAUGUAAGCAGCUUGUAGCUUAAUUUGGCUUUGGAGAAUUUCAUGUUUAGCCUGUGGUAUCUAUUGAAUAAUUAAAUAUUUUUUUAAUAUUUUACAAAUAAAUUCAGAGAUAAGCAGAGUUUAACAAAGAUAGAAACUGACAUAAUGUUCAAAUUGUCAGUAAAAUUUGUUUUGUUCAAUGCUCAUGUAAUCAAAUUAUUUUAAUGACUUUUAGACAGCAGAACAUCCAUUAAAGAAGGCUGCCAGAAACUAGGUAAACCAUAGAAGUAUGGAGCUUGGGAGAUCAUGAACUUCCUGUAAGGCUCAAAGGAGCACUUUUUUAUCCUCUGUAAUAAUUAGCAAACCACUCUUAACUGGCAGAAACACCAUGACAGUAUCCCUAUCAAAUUUGGUUAGAAAUAUACAAUAAUUGAGAUCCCUUGGAGUAUUAGGGCAAAGUCUCCUUACUUGACGACUUAAAGCAAACAAGCAUCUCAUAAAUUUAAGAGGACAAACCAUUUGUUUGUCCAUCUGUGAAGAACUUUGCACAAUAACAUUGGAAGUCGAGAAGUGCCUAGUUGCAAUAUGGUAGGAAUCUGUUUUUGGGGUUUUCUGGUGAGCACAAGGAUUAAAAUGGAUUCUUGGGGAACAGUGGAAGACUUUCAAAGAGAUUUUUCACAAUGCUUAACAAAAGUAUAUUCCAGUUAAAAGCAUGGACGGUAAGGAUGGAGAGAGAAAGCCUUGGAUACCCAAGGAAAUAAAGAAAGUCUUCAAACUAAAGGGCCAUGCAUCCAAAAUCGCCAAUAGCACUGGGAAACUUGAAGAUUGGGAAAACUUCAAAAAGCUGCAAAGAACUGCUAAACAAGCAAUAAAGAAGGAGAAGAUAAAUUAUAAAGAUAAAUGAGCACAAAAUGUAAAAACAGAUUGAAAAACUUCCUAUAACUACACAAAGCAAAAUAAAGGGUGGCUAAGUGAAUGUAGGUCCCGUGGAAGACGAAAAGAGGGAAUUAUUGGGUUAUGCUGAAGUGGCCGAAACUUUUAAAUUCUAUUUUGUAUUGGUUUUCCCAAUGGAGGACAUGUCUAGCAUGUCAAAGGGAGAUGUUAUAGAUGCAAAGGGAGGUGAAAUCAUUAUCAUUAAAGAGGUAGUGCUGAGUAAACUAGUGGGUUGAUAAGUUCCCUGGUCCUGAUGGAGCAUAUCCCAAGAUACUGAAAGAACUGACAGAAGAUACAGGUACAUGUAUGAUCAUUUCCCAAAAUUCUCUGAAUUCUGGAUAUGUCCCAGCAGAUUGGAAGACGGUGAAUAUCAUACCAUUACUUAAAAAAGAAUGUAGGCAAAAGGCAGGUAACUGUAGGCUAGUUAGCUUAACAUCUGUAGUCAGGAAAAUGCUUGGAGUUAUCAUUAAUAAGAAAUUGCCCUAUAGAUAGAACUGGUUCCAGCAGGUGAACACAGCAAGCAUUCAAGAAGCACAGGUCCUGUUUGACAAUCUUGCUAGAGUUCUUCGAAGAUAUAAUGAGCACAGUGAGUAAAGGUGAACAGGCGGCUGUUCUAUACUUAGGUUUCCAGAAGACAUUUGAUAAGGUGCCACAUAAAAGACUUGUCCAUAAGGAUGCAUGGAGUUUAGGUUAAUGUGUUAGCAAGGACAAGAGGAUUGGUUAACCAAUAGUAGGCAGAGUUGGGAUAAAUAAUUGUUUCUCUAGUGGGCAUUCAGUGCUAAGAUGAAUGAUGGCGGUGCUACAACUGAUCACAAUAUACAUUAACAGUUUGGAAGAGGGGACUACAGUGCCUAUAAAAAGAACUCAUCCCCCUUGUAAGUUUUCAUGUUUUAUUGUUUUACAACAUUGAAUCACAGUGGAUUUAAUUUGGCUUUUUUUGACACUGAUCAACAGAAAAAGACUUCCGUGUCGAAGUGAAAACAGAUCUUACAAAGUGAUCUAAAUUAAUUACAAAUAUAAAACACAAAAUAACUGAUUGUGUAAGUAUUCACCCUCUUUAAUAUGGCAUUCCAAAUCAUCACUGCUGCAGCCAAUUGGUUUUAGAAGUCAUGUAAUUAGUUAAAUGGAGAUCAUCUGUGUGCAGUCAAGGUGUUUCAAUUGAUUGUAGUUAAAAUACACCUGUAUCUGGAAGGUCCAACUGCUGGUGAGUCAGUAUCCUGGCAAAAAACUACACCGUAAAGACAAAAGAACACACCAAGCAACUCUGCAAAAAGGUUAUUGAUAAACUCAAGUCAGGAGAUGGAUACAAGAAUAUUUCCAAGUUACUGACUAUCCCUUGUAGUACAAUUAAGUCAACUGAGUGACCUUGCAAGAAGGGGACUAAUGAGGGAGGCUACCAAGAGACCUAUGACAAAUCUGAAGGAGUUACAAGCUUCGGUGGCUGAGAUGAGAGAGACUAUGCUUACAACAACUGUUGUAUGGGUGCUUCACCAGUGGCAGAUUUGUGAGAGAGUAGCAAAAGGAAAGUCACAGUGGGGGGAAAAAACUGACAUGUAAUCUUGGCUAGAGUUUGCCAGAAGGGAUAUGGAGACUCUGAAGUCAGCUGGAAGAAGGUUCUAUGGUCUCAUGAAACCAAAAUUGAGCAUCUCGGCCAUCAGACUAAACACUAUGUUUGGCAUAGGCCGAACACCGCACAUCAUCAAAAACACACCAUCCGCACUGUGAAGCAUAGUGGUGGGUGGCUACAUCAUGCUGUGGGGAUGCUUCACUGCAGCAGGCUCUGGAAGGCUUGUGAAGGUAGAGGGUAAAAUAAAUGAAGCAAAAUACAGGGAAAUCCUGGAGGAAAACCUGACGCAGUCUGCAAGAACACUGCAACUUGGGAGAAGAUUUGUUUUCCAGCAAGACAAUGACCCCAAGUAUAAAGCCAAAGCUACACAGGAAUAGCUUGAAAACAACAAAGUGAAUGUGGCAGGACUUGAAAAGGGCUGUUCACUCAUUAUCUCCAUACAGUCUGACAGCUUGAGCAGUUUUGUUAAGAAGAAUAGGUAAAAACCGCAGUAUCCAGAUGUGCAAAGCUGAUAGAGACCUAUCCACACAGAAUCAAGGCUAUAAUUGCUGCCAAAAGUGCAUCUACUAAAUUCUGACUUGAGGGUGUGAAUACUUGUGCAAGCAAUUAUUGUGUGUUUUAUAUUUGUAAUAAAUUUAGAUCAUUUUGUAGAGAUCUGAUUUCACUUUGACACAAGAGAGGCUUUUCCUGUUGAUCAGUGUCAAAAAAUUCCAAAUUAAAUCCACUGUGAUUUCGUGUUGUAAAACAAUAAAACAUGAAACUUUCAAGGGUGUGAAUACCUUUUAUACGCACUGUAAGUGUAGGGUAUCUAAGUUUGCUGGUGACAGUACAUUUAGUGGAAAUGCAAAAUGCAGAGGAUGUGGAGAAUCUACUGAUAAAUAUAGAUAGGUUAGCUGAGUGGGUAAGGGCCUGGCAGAUGGAAUACAACGUUGGUAGUUGUGAAGUUAUCCUUUUAGAAGGUAAAACAUCCGAUUUUUUUUUUAAUAAUGAAAGAUUCAGUAUGCUGUUGUGCAGAGGGACUUGGGAGUGAUAGUGCAUGAAUCAUACAGGUGCAGUGGGUUAUUAAGAAGGCAAAUGGAAUCAUUGGUAGGGGGAUUGAAUUUUAGAGCAGAGAAGUUAUGCUGCAACUGUGUACGGUACUCAUAAGGCAGCACCUGAAGUGCUGUGUGCUGUUCUGGUCACCUUACUUGAGGAAAGAUAGACUGGGUUUGGAAGCAGUGCUGAAGAGGUUCACCACGUUGAUUCUGGAGAUGAAUGGGUUAGCCUCUAAGGAGAAAUUGAGUCAUUGGAAUGCGGAAGGAUGAAAGGAUAUCUGACAGAAACUUACAAAAUAAAGAUAGGAAAGUUGUUUCACUGGUGGGUGAGACUAAAUGUAGGGAACAUAGCCUCAAGAUUCGGGGAGUAGAUUUAGGUCAGAGAUGAACAGGAACUGUUUUUCCAUAGAGUGGUGAAUCUGUAGAAUUCAGUGCCCAAGGAGGCAGUAGACUACUUAUGAAAUACAUAUUAGACACAGUUAUGGAAUUUUGUAUAGUAGGGUAUUUAAGGUUUAUGGAGUAAAUGAAGGAUUGUGAAGCUCAGUCUUCAGCCAGAUUACCCAUAAUCUUACAGAACGGCAGAGCGGGCUGGACAGGCCAGUUGGCCACCUCUGCUUCUAUUUAUGUUUGUUUAUUCUUAAGUCUUUGAAGCCAUAAAUAUUUAUUGGACCAUCAUAUGUAAAAGUGCCAAAAUAUUAUUAUUAAUAACAAUUAUUAUUAUUGUGGCUCACAAAUCAGGGACAAAGGUGAAACAGUUACAUUUUACAUCUGUAUAAAAUAGCUUCAUUUUACCGAUACCAGCAUAGCAUAUUACCUUAUGCUAUAUAACUAAUUCAAUCUAGAAAAUAUAAACAUUGUUAGUUUUUUUUAAUAUGGAAUAAUGUUAAAAAAAAUGUAUGUAGUACAGUUCCAAAAUGUGACUGUUGAUUCCAUUUGUAGUAACUGUAACUGUUCUAGGUUAUUUAGGGUGGAAAAUGAAUAUAUCCAUACUCUGGGAAAUUUUCAACAAUGCCUCCAAGGAAAGAAGGUGAAGAAAUACUUAUUUUAAUAAAUGAAUGUUUUAUAUUGUCUUUUUUACUAGAGUUACUUUGAAUUACCCAAGAUAUUCUUGAGUUAUACAAUUCAUUUUGUUUAGGUCAUGUUCAACCAAAAUAACUUUAAACAGUUCUAACUUGUUCAUCAAUGCUCUUGGAAUAUUUAUAAACAGAGUUCUACAAGAACAUGGCAUUAGUAUGUCACCUGUUAAAACUGUUGGUAAAAUGCAUCUUCAAAAUCUCAGUUUUCAUUUGAGAAGAAGUCCACGUGCAAUGUUUAUGUACAGGUUAUUUGUUUGAAACUUCCUGUAAUAAAAAGAAA